Aspergillus steynii IBT 23096 is the source of this 1264-nucleotide messenger RNA. RefSeq names its product ribosomal RNA processing 1 family protein. Gene Ontology annotation, biological process: rRNA processing. The transcript has 3 exons. Gene Ontology annotation, cellular component: preribosome, small subunit precursor; preribosome, large subunit precursor; nucleus. Bases 174 to 1154 code for a protein of 326 amino acids. Lineage: Eukaryota; Fungi; Ascomycota; Eurotiomycetes; Eurotiales; Aspergillaceae. The record is from RefSeq and is a predicted model, not a curated record.
AUUUUUGAGGUUCAACGUCAACACCUACAUUCGCAGUGGCACACCUUGAAAUCCGGGCCAUUUGGAUGGACUAAUACCCGCGAUACUACACAUCAACCCAGACGAAUUCCAUCUGGCUUGCAACUGAAUCAAUCUAUACUGAGGAAAACCCAAACGCAUAGUCUACAAAGAUCAUGACGGAUCUACAAAAGACUCCCUUUGUCAGGGAGCUUGCCUCAAGCGACCGACGCACUCGCGACAAAGCAACCGAGUCCCUGACUCUCUUCCUGCGCUCCAGAACCGACCUGUCUCUUAUCGAACUCCUGAAACUAUGGAAGGGUCUCUUCUUCUGCUUCUACCACUCCGACCGCCCCCUCACACAGCAAGCCCUCGCGCGCAAUCUCUCGUACGCCCUCGUUCCGACCCUGCCGCGCGCCACGCUGCAGCGGUUCCUGCGCGCCUUCUGGAUCACGAUCGGGCGCGACUUCCACUCGCUGGACCGGCUGCGUCUCGACAAAUACCUCUUCCUGAUCCGAUGCUACGUGGGGGUUGCCUUCGAGGUGUUCGUGAAGGGCGCCAAGACGCAGGCGCAGGAGGAGACGAACAAGAAGCGCAAGCGCCAGGACAGCGGCAAGAAGGAGAAGAACAAGCGGUCGAAGGGCAAGAAGAAGGCCCAGGCUGAGGCGGAGGACGAGGACGAGGAGAAAGAGGACGCUGCGGCGAAUGGCGAUGGCGCGCAGAAAUGGGCCGAUCUCGAGUCCUACCUGUCGAUUAUCGAGGAGGGCCCGCUCUGUCCGUUGAACUUUGAUCCGGACCAGCCGGCGGCGGACGAGGCGAAUGAUUACGUGCCGAUGCCGCAUGGACCGGAUGGGCUGCGCUAUCAUAUCAUGGAUAUCUGGAUCGAUGAGUUGGAGAAGGUGCUUGAGUUUGAUGAGGAGGUGGAUGGUGAGGAGGAGCCUCAGUCGAGGAAACCCAAGGGCGAGGUGCCCAUGGAGCUGUUGCUGCGGCCCAUUGAGAAGUUGCGGACGGACUGCCCGUACAAGCCGGUGAGAACGAGGGCGGCGGAGACGCUGAAUGACGAUCGGUUGGUGGAAUGGGGAUUCAAGACCCGUCCCGUUCAGGAGGAGGAUGACGACGAGGACAGUGAGAUCGAGUGGGGUGGUUUCGAUGAUUAAUUGAGGUGCCAAAAAUUAAUUCUCGAGGCGUCUGGGGAGCGGCUGUAUAUCUAGUCCAGACAAAAUUCGUUUUAUCGCCGAAUGGCAUUAUAGACAAUGAUCAUGACGGU